Molecule: messenger RNA, 1371 nt
Organism: Leptosia nina
Lineage: Eukaryota; Metazoa; Arthropoda; Insecta; Lepidoptera; Pieridae
Source: the annotation of a GenBank genome assembly
AUGGCGACUUUACUUCCUCGUUCUUUAUAUUUAGCAGAAACAAUUUUUCUAAAAAAUGGAUCCAAGUUAUUGGCAGUGUCUGCAGGAAAUAAAAUUCCAAGCAAACAGCAAGUACGAAAUCUGAAUGUACAUGAAUAUGUCAGUUAUACAUUACUUCGCGAUAAUGGUAUUCCAGUCCCAAAAUUCAACAUUGCCAAGACAAAGGACGAGGCAGUCAAGUAUGCCCAGGAACUUAAUACCAAAGACAUUGUAUUAAAGGCCCAGGUUCUUGCUGGUGGUAGAGGCAGGGGUGCCUUUAAAAAUGGCUUGAAAGGAGGUGUAAGAAUGGUUAAUACACCUGAAGCAGCUGGAGACAUUGUGGGUAAAAUGUUAAAGCAAUACUUGGUAACAAAGCAGACUGGGGCUGCAGGACGUAUUUGCAACAUGGUGAUGGUUACAGAGAGGAAAUUCCCCCGUAAAGAAUAUUAUGUUGCCAUUAUGAUGGAAAGAAGUUUUAAUGGUCCAGUAAUCAUUGCAUCAUCUCAAGGUGGGGUGAAUAUUGAGGAUGUUGCAGCAGAGAAUCCAGAUGCUAUCACAUAUGAACCGAUCGACAUUAAAACUGGUAUAACUGAUGACCAAGUUACACGUGUUGUAGAAAAGAUUGGACUAAAAGAACACUCGGCCGACGCAUCAGACAUGAUAAAGAAGAUGUAUGACCUUUUCCUCAAGAAAGAUGCGCUAUUGAUCGAAGUCAAUCCUUACGCUGAAGAUGCUAUAACAGGAAAAUUCUUCUGCCUGGAUGCCAAAUUCCGUUUUGACGACAAUGCCGAGUUUAGACAGAAGGAACUAUUUCAAUUAAGAGAUACCACGCAAGAAGAUUCCAAGGAGAUCGAAGCUGCUAAAUUUGAUUUGAACUACAUUGCUCUUGAUGGUAACAUCGGAUGCAUGGUAAACGGAGCCGGGUUGGCCAUGGCUACUAUGGACAUUAUCAAGCUGUAUGGUGGUGACCCAGCUAACUUCCUCGACGUUGGUGGUGGAGCUACUGCCCAGGCUGUCUCUGAAGCGUUCAGGAUCAUCCUGUCGGACCCGAAGGUGUCUGCUAUCCUGGUCAACAUCUUCGGAGGUAUCAUGCGGUGUGACGUCAUCGCGGAGGGUAUCAUCAAUGCCGCUAAGAACCUCGACAUUCAGAUCCCAGUCAUUGUACGCUUACAGGGUACCAAAGUGAAUGAGGCUCGCAAACUGAUCGCCGAUUCGGGUCUGCGGAUCGUGCCACGAGACGACCUCGACGAGGCGGCGCAGCUGGUGGUGCAGCUGUCGGAGAUUGUGGCGCUCGCUAAGAAAGCCGGUGUUGAGGUCAAGCUCAAUAUUCCCAAGAUGAUGCAAGAGAAGUAG